This is a messenger RNA of Pleuronectes platessa (European plaice), 1662 nucleotides long. It is a transcript of the gene opn4xb, whose product is annotated as opsin 4xb. Gene Ontology annotation, cellular component: membrane. The coding region runs from base 1 to 1662 and encodes 553 amino acids. Gene Ontology annotation, biological process: visual perception; G protein-coupled receptor signaling pathway. Lineage: Eukaryota; Metazoa; Chordata; Actinopteri; Pleuronectiformes; Pleuronectidae. Gene Ontology annotation, molecular function: G protein-coupled receptor activity. The record is from RefSeq and is a predicted model, not a curated record. The transcript is spliced from 9 exons.
AUGUGGUCCGCUGACAGCAUGGAGCCAGAGACAGCACACACCCAGAGCACCUUCUUCACCAAGGUGGACGUGCCCGACCAUGCUCACUACAUCGUGGCUGUGUUCGUCUUCGUCAUCGGGACGCUGGGCAUCACCGGCAAUGCUCUGGUUAUGUUCGCCUUCUAUAGUAACAAGAAGCUUCGUAACCUGCCCAACUACUUCAUCAUGAACUUGGCGGUCAGCGACUUCCUCAUGGCCUUCACACAGUCGCCCAUCUUCUUCAUCAACUGUAUCUACAAGGAAUGGGUGUUCGGAGAGAUGGGCUGUAAGUUGUACGCAUUCUGUGGCGCCCUGUUCGGCAUUGCCUCCAUGAUCAACCUACUGGCCAUCUCCAUCGACCGCUACGUGGUUAUCACCAAGCCCCUGAAGGCGAUUCACUGGAGCUCCAAGAGGAGAACUGCACUGGCAAUCCUCAUGGUCUGGCUCUACUCUCUGGCCUGGAGUCUGGCUCCUCUCGUCGGCUGGAGCUCUUAUAUCCCAGAGGGCCUGAUGACGUCUUGCACGUGGGAUUACGUCACUUACACAAAGGCCAACAGGAGCUACACGAUGAUGCUUUGCUGUUUUGUUUUCUUUAUUCCUCUGGGAAUCAUCUUUUAUUGCUAUCUCUUCAUGUUUCUGGCCAUAAGGAAGACUGGCAGGGAGGUAGAGCGUCUGGGGACUCAGGUGAGGAAAUCCACCCUCAUCCAACACAAGUCAAUCAAAACCGAGUGGAAGUUGGCAAAGAUCGCUUUCGUGGUCAUCGUGGUUUAUGUCCUCUCCUGGUCACCAUAUGCCUGCGUCACACUGAUUUCCUGGGCAGGGCACGCCAACAUCUUGUCGCCAUACUCCAAGGCCGUCCCUGCAAUCAUAGCAAAAGCCUCGGCGAUCUACAAUCCCUUCAUCUAUGCGAUCAUACAUAACAAAUACAGGAUGACUCUAGCAGAGAAGUUCCCCUGCCUCUGGUUUCUCUCUCCUACUCCUCGGAAGGACUGCUCCUCCAUCAGCGAGUCGUCUUACAGGGACUCCAUCAUCAGCCGACAGUCCACAGCAUCAAGGACACACUUCAUUUCAGCGACCUCCAAUGCCACAGACAUGGUGUUGAGGGAUGUAGAGAUGGAGCCUUUGGGCAGGAGGUCAGGUGACUCCUUCCGAAGCAUGUCGUCAUACGGUCACUCUCGCAGAGGGAGGUCCUAUAAGAAACAAUUGGAGCGGAAAGGAACAAAGACCUAUCCACCGCAGAAGUGUCCGUCCACCAUGAAUGAACCAUCGAGCUCUUGUGAACUGGUUUCCAGCUCUCUUACCAUCGCCACUGUCCCCCUGCUAGUUCUUACCAGGAUGCGCAGCCAGAGUCUGAACAAUGAUAUUUCAAACGCUGGGGAGGAGAAGCGCAGCAUCAGCAGUCAGCUCAACAGCCUCAAGAGCGACUCGUUCGACUCCCUCAAUUUCAGAACGAUCCCGGCCAGCGAUCCCCGGUCGCCUCAGGGCAUCCCGCGCAUUAUCGUCAUCAGUCCCACGUCGGAGAGCAGCCUCAUCAAACAGGACAGCGUGUGCAUGGAGGACAGCAUUGAGGCGAUGGAGAACCACACUUUUGUCAGUCUGAACUUCUCGUCGGAAGUGUUCGAGGCCGUUGAGCUGCUCUCGUGA